UAUUUAUUGAAAUAAAUAGUAGAAAAUAGUUAAACAUGUGUAUUUUGUCGAGGAGUAUGAAAAAUCCUAAACAUUGUGCGGAUUUAACAUUAUAUAGGGAAACAUCAGAUAUGACGGUGAAAACUGAUUCAGCGUCGACGAAAAUAAAAGGCAGACGGCCAGGUCGACCCUCUUCAAAUAUCAGCCCCAGACAGAGACAGGAGCGCAGCAGACAAAGUGCACGAGAAUGUAGAAGUAGAAAAAACGUUAGAUAUCAAUAUUUAGAACAACUAGUUAACAUCAAGGAGAAAUCAGUCUAUAAACUAAGAAAAGAACUUGAAUUGCAUCGAAGGUGGUGCGAAGAAAUAGAUAACGGAGUUAUCUCAGAAGAUUUGGUGAAAGGAUUGAGCAUAGAUAAUACAAAAUCACAACAACUGUCAACAGCUGAAAAAUCUAACUUACCACUACCUAGACAACGGUCAUUUAGUCUACCAACCACAUCAAAUAAUCAAAGAAGUAAUUUGGGUUUAUCGUCCGUAAAAGUUAUCCCAAAAUCUACCUCAACCAAAGAUUCGAAAUUAUACAAACUUUUAACAGGACGAAUGUCAUGCACACAAUCGUAUUCUCCACAGGAUACUGCUAAUGAGUUUCAUUUUAAUAAGACUAACUCACUUUCCUCAGGGGAAUCAUCAAAAGUGCGUCAUCCAUAUGAGACUGAGUCACAUUCCAAAGUGGGCACACCAAUUAUGCACCAUUUAUAUACGACUCAGCCAAAAACAGCAACGGAGUCAUAUAAUAAGUUUCAUCACUAUAGUGAUUUACCUUUCGUAGAGAAUACAUCAAAUGUUUAUCCUCAACAACAGAAGAAUGGUUUGAUAUUUGAAAAAGUAUCCCAAACAACUACACCAACUGAAAACCAACAUACAUCUAUCUUUAGUUCUUUUACAAAAUUUGAUGCAAAGUCUCAAGAAGAAGUGGCUAACAUUGAUAACUAUAAAUAUGACUCAAGCUCUGACUUUGAAAAUCUACCAAAAGGUCAUACCACCAAUAUUGCAAGUCUUAAUAUGAAUCAAUCAUCUGAUGAGUGCAAUAUUCCUCAAUCCCACUCUGAUUUAGAUUUAUUUAGUGAAAAGUCCAAUGCCGAUGACACGCCUUCUGAAAUGGAAUUUGUGGAUUGGAUAUUAAAGAACCAAUCAAAAUUAUCAAGUGACAGUGCCUUAAUUGAAUCUGCCCGUCAAUUGGAAGAUACAGCAAUGGUAGAUAUAUUUUCUGAAGAUCAGCCAGACAUUGCAAAUAUGUUACCUGCUCAAUUCGAUCUGCUAUAUUCUGAGGAAAACAAUAUUGAUACCUCAAACAAAUCAAGUGCGCCUCUUGCUCAACCUUUUCAUGGAAAUAUAAAAAUAUUUGACUUGGAAGUUCCUACCACUUCAGAAUCAUUGUCAGAUAAUGUAUUACCUUCACAAACUUUACAUUAUAUGAGUACUUUACCGAACAUGAUAAACCUUCCGACAUAUUCGUCUAUCCCAUUUCAUCGUUCGAUAAGUGCAGAUUAUAGUCCAACAUCAAGCAAUAGUAUGGAUACCAUAGUAUCGCAGUCACACCCUUUAGCUGUAGCAUCAAAUCACAUAGAUCUGUCAUCAACUAUUUCCCAAUCAAGAGUCACAAGUAUUUUACAAGACGUUAACAUUCAAUAUAAUCAGUCCAGUACACGUGAAGACUUUAAGGAAUUCAGAAAUCAAAAUGUAAGUCUAAAUAAUCAAAACUCAGUAGUGAGUGCGUCGGCCAGUACGAGCUACGCCAUUCUUUCCACUUCUGACGAUUCUAGUUGUGCCAUGGAAAACAAUGAGGAAGAAAUAAUAAGGAGCUUACAUCCUCAUUCUGUGAGUGAAGAAAUUAGACCCGAUUCUGGGGCAACUCUAAAACGUUCUCACAGCGCUGGAGACACACCACAUCCUAAUGUUCAAAAUAAAUUCCCAUUUUUGUCUUUCCUGUUGAAACAAGAUGAUGAAAUAUGAGUAAAAAAAAAUAAUCAAAAGCUAGGAUUAUUGACUGAAUCUUAAUGAGAAAUUCUUUAGUUAAUUUUUCAAGGGGUUUUCGCUAUGUGUGAUAACAUUCGUUUUUACAUUUUCUUGUUUGUAGAAUUCCACAUUACUAUAUACUUUUGAC
Molecule: messenger RNA, 2145 nt
Organism: Mytilus trossulus (common blue mussel)
Lineage: Eukaryota; Metazoa; Mollusca; Bivalvia; Mytilida; Mytilidae
Exons: 3
Coding region: 36-1994 (652 amino acids)
Biological process (GO): regulation of DNA-templated transcription
Cellular component (GO): nucleus
Molecular function (GO): DNA-binding transcription factor activity
Source: RefSeq, a predicted model, not a curated record